UCGCAGUCUGGCCGGACCCUUCGGUUCUUUUUUAUCUUUCGCCCCCGUCUUCGUCCCUGGCCACUCCGUCUUCGUCCCUCCGGUUUCCUCCUCCUUACUCUCUUCCACGCCGAGAGUAAUAUCCUCUUGCCUCUCGCUUUUCUCUCUCUCUCUCUCUCUCCGUCUCUCCCUCCCUCUCCAUCCUUCGCCCAUCCUUUGCCAGUCGAACCCACCGGUCGCUACCUACCUCUCCUCGACUGCCUCUUCCGUCCCCGGCCUCCACCACCCUCUCCACCGUGCGGUCUGGCUGCUCGCGAUGCGAAUGCACUAGAACCGCACCCGCUAUUAAUACACACAAUAAGUACUUUUAUCUCCGGGCCAUGUCCAACAAGUUCAGCAUACGGGACCCGUCCCCGAUGAAUUCAUCACGAGUUUGGAAGAAGAAGUUCGCACGCUACUUCCUCGUCGCCUGCUUGGUGGGAGCGUUCUUCCUUUUCGGUCCGCGGUUUAGACAUGAACCGGACAUUGUUCAUAUACCAGAUGAUCCCGCCAAGCCGAAUAUCACACUUACCGCUCAUGUCGGCUGUGAGCCCGAUUUCACCGUCCUAGAGCGCCUUGGGGUGACAAAGCUGUCUCAGUAUUUGCGCCGGGAGGUGGUGGCUAUCCAGUCCCCGGAUAACCUACCUCUGACCCAAGCUCUUGACACUCCUUUGUUUGACCAAAGUGCCAAAAAGACAUCACAGACGGCGGAGAACGCAUUGCAGAGCGAUUGCUCUAUUGGAAACCAGAUUGCAUUGCGAACACCGCGCCGCACACGGCAUGUGGAUGGUUCCCACUUCGACUUUGGUGUUGCCACAACACUGGAAAGACUGAAUGAGUCCCUCGAUGCAUUUACUCAUUGGGCCAGCCGCACGGGAGUCCGCAUCUUUGCGCUAAUCGAGCCAGAUAACCGGGUGCCUGAGGUGCUAGCCAAGGCGGAAGCACUUGGGAUCAACCUGUCUGUGACACAGUCCAACGAUGAAUAUCAGACCCGGUAUUUUUCACUGGUUUCCCAUUUGGCUCAGAACCUGCGGGAGGUAACUCGUUGGUCCUGCAUUAUCGAUGACGACACAUUCUUCCUUUCAAUGCCUGCCCUGAUUGAGGCUUUCGAGAAGUACGAUCAUACACAACCAACAUAUGUCGGCGGCGUGUCAGAAAGUGUUCCACAGAUCGGUAUAUUUGGACUCAUGGGAUACGGAGGCGCUGGCGUUUUCCUAUCUCGCCCUCUAGUUCAACGGCUGAGCGAACCCGAAGUCUUCGAAGCCUGCCAACAAAUGAUACACACAGGUGACCGAAGAAUUUCGCUUUGUGUCUACCAACACUCAAGUGCGCAUUUAACCAUCGAUCACCGAUUGCGACAACUGGACUUCCGAGGUGACGCCUCGGGAUUCUUCGAAGCUGCGAGGCAGCCGCCCCUCUCGGUGCAUCACUGGAAGUCAUGGUUUAAUACGGAUAUGGCAAAGCUCAGCAAAAUCAGUGAAGUUUGCGGCGAAGCUUGUCUCUUGAAGAAAUGGCGAUUCUCUGAUGGCUGGAUCCUGACCAACGGAUUUUCGAUAACCAAAUACAGUCGAGAAAUCAGCCCUGACGACAUAUCGAUGGAGCUCACUUGGGACGGUGAUCACGACCCGGACCGCGAUGCAUUCAUGCACGAACUUGGACCUCUACGUGACAGGGACGAGGGGAAGAUCAGCUAUAUAAUGGCGGACUCGAUCAUGGACACGGACCAAGUCCGACAAUGGUACAUCCACCGCGACCCUGAAGAUGGCGAUCAAAUCAUGGAACUGGUUUGGCAAAGGCAGUGAUUCCGCUUUCUCCCGUUUCUAUCCAUUUAUUCUAUCAUACCCUUUCCGCAGCCAGCAUCGCCGCACUUGCAUAAAUCGUCGACUUCAUAUAGACUGCAGUCUUCUCAAUACCCAAAAGGGGGUAACCGCCACGGUACUAGAUUAUGACUUUUGAUUCCAUGUCUCGAUGAUACCGCAGCUUUUUUUUUUUUUUUUUUCUCUUUCUCUUAUCCCUUUCUCUGUUCCUAUUUCGCUUCGCUGUACAUCUAAUUCAAACGCUGCCGUCGCCCCACUGCACAAAACGUUCAAAUCAGGCGCAGGGGUCGUCU
Aspergillus versicolor CBS 583.65 is the source of this 2128-nucleotide messenger RNA. Its product is annotated as glycosyltransferase family 31 protein. Gene Ontology annotation, cellular component: membrane. The transcript has a single exon. The record is from RefSeq and is a predicted model, not a curated record. Lineage: Eukaryota; Fungi; Ascomycota; Eurotiomycetes; Eurotiales; Aspergillaceae. The coding region runs from base 360 to 1820 and encodes 486 amino acids. Gene Ontology annotation, molecular function: acetylglucosaminyltransferase activity.